Molecule: messenger RNA, 7568 nt
Organism: Bicyclus anynana (squinting bush brown)
Lineage: Eukaryota; Metazoa; Arthropoda; Insecta; Lepidoptera; Nymphalidae
Exons: 1
Coding region: 2146-6843 (1565 amino acids)
Biological process (GO): telomere maintenance; DNA repair
Molecular function (GO): DNA helicase activity
Source: RefSeq, a predicted model, not a curated record
UACUAAUAUUAUAAAGCGGAAGAGUUUGUUUGUUUGUUUGUUUGUUUGAUUGAACGCGCUAAUCUCAGGAACUACAGGUCCGAUUUGAAAAAUACUUUUAGUGAUAGAUAGCCCAUUUAUCGAGGAAGGCUAUAGGCUAUAUUUUAUUUUCAAAAAAAUUAGGGAUCCUUCCUGAAACUCCAAUAAUGUAACCCAAGGUGUACAUGGCGUGUGUUCGCGCCUUCCCAAAAGUCUGCUAAUUCCCUCAAGCAUUGUCAUUGCUAUUCAAAAGGCCAAGGAGUUGCAAAUACAGGAGCAUCAUUCACUCGACCGUAAAAUGACCUCACUCUCAACCAACACGCACACGAGACGGUUGUAACUUGCCAAUUUGUCAUCGGACGUAACCUUACUUACAAUAAACCUUUUCAACCUUCUCCAAGUUUUUCUUUACCAGCGUGCGCUGCAAAAACUAUGGAUGUAAGAAUAAAAUAAUGUACAACAACUUUGUAGAACACAUCAUUUGUUACAAAAAAUGUCGCAACAGCAUAUAUCUAUCUCCUAUAUUUUAGCUGAUAUAGUACCUUUUAUACUUUAAUAAAUUAUUUAAAACGUAUCAUAGGGUUUACUUCAUUAUUUACACAACUAAACUAAAAUCCUUAUUAAAAUGAGUUACUUAAUAAUCAAUAGGAUAUUAUAGAGAUAAGAUUUGCCUUUUACAGUAUGUUAAUUAGUCAUAUAGUUUCGGAGAUAAUACAAAAUUUCUAAAAGACGCAAAAAUGCCGCUAAAAGACGCCCCGCGGUUUUUCCCACAUAGUUCCUGUUCCCGUAGGAACGCGGAGUAAAAACAAGGUGUAUGACACUCGCAAAUAACGUAGCUUUCUAUUGGUGAAUUUUCAAAAUAGGUUCUGUAGAUCCAGAGAUUACCCCUACAACCACACAAACUUUACCUCUUUAUAAUCUACUCUUCAGCUUUAUAUUAUUAGUAUAGAUACUUUAAUAUUAUAAAGCUUAAGAGUUUGUUUGUUUGCACUAAUCUCAGGAACUACUGGUCCGAUUUCAAAAAUACUUUCAGUGACAGAUAUCGAGGAAGGCUAUAUAGGAUUUUUUUGCCUAUUGAGAGCUUACGUUGCGUGCGCUGAGUAAACGCUUAAAGUUGCGUAAAAAUCAUGUAUGACAGAAUUGUUCCCCUUUAAAAGUUCUAAUAAAAGUCCGCGACAGUAUAUGUCUAUCUUUUAAGGUUAGCUCAUAUAACCUGCUUUUAUGCUAACCAAAUUUGUUCUAAAAUCUGUUGCAUUAUUUGUGAAGGUGUUUUUAUAAACAUGAUAUUAAUCCUUAUCCAAAUAAAUAUGUUAUUCAUCACAAGUAUUUAAUUUAAAACAAAAAUGCCUUUCACAUAAUUCGAUUUAAAUUAAUAUCUUAGGAGAUAUCGCAGUUUUAAAACAAAAUCAGCAAAAUAAUGUUCGAGUAAGCGGAGUGGCGGUGCCCCCAGUUAGCUCUGCAAGGUAUCAUGCCGCGCGGCUCAGACGCGUGGUCGGCUCCUUACGGAAAGGUUGUGCUCAGCGAACUAAUUUUUAAAUUUGUUCUUUCCAGAAUAGAAAUAGUUUUAGUUUACUUAUUUUUGUUUAUUUCCUUUUCUAAAUAGAUACAUUUUUUGAGUUUCUUUUUGUAGUAGGUAUUUAAUAUUCUUUAGGGUAUUGUUUAUGAUUUAGUAGUAUUUUAGGGUAAUUCUUUUACUUCGAAUAGGCGAUAUUUUCUGGUAUUAUUUUAGCGUUUAUACUUUUUAAAUGAGUAAGUUAGUAAUAAGUUUCGUUUUUGUUUAGUUAUUUUUCUUCUCUAAAUAGAUACAUUAUUUGAUUUUGUAGUUUUUUAGGGUAAUUCUUUUAAUGUGGAUAGGCGAUAUUUUCUGGUAUUAUUUUAGCGUUUAUAGUUUUUAAAUGAGUAAGUUACUAAUAAGUUUUGUUUUAGUUUAGUUAUUUUUGUUAAUUUUCUUCUCUAAAUAGAUACCUUAUUUGAUUUUGUAGUAUUUUAGGGAUUUAUUUUUACCGUGGAUCUGAUAUCUAAUCGUGUAAUAAUUAGUUUUGAGUAAUUCGUUUUUCAAUUAUAUAUUGUUAUUACAUAUAUAUUUUUACAUAAAUAAUAAUAUAUUAUACACAUAUAAAUUAAAAAAUGCCUAGAAAAAGAUCUCAACUUUCUCGGCAGUCUGCCACUGCAAAACGGCUGCGACUUCAGCGCAGCAAUGAAACAGAGGAUGAAAAUGAACAUAGGUUGGCUACUCAACGAGCAAUCAAUGAACGAGACCGCGCCAGAGAAACAAGUGUUGAACGUACACAACGUUUGGCUUCACAAAAUUCUCGAACUUCGGCGAAACGACAACGCGAAUCAAUUACUGAAUGUUCUCAACGUUUGGCGUCACAAAAUUCCCGAACUUUAGCAAACCGCGAACGGGAAACAAGCGCUGAACGUUCGCAACGUUUGGCGUCACAAAAUUUCCGAACUUCAGCAAACCGCGAACGGGAAACACGUGCUGAACGUUCGCAACGUUUGGUCGCACAGAAUUCCCGAACUUUAGCAAACCGCGAACGGGAAACGACUGCUGAACGUUUGCAACGUUUGGCCUCACAGAAUUCUCGAACGUUGACGAACCGAGAACUCGAAACAAGCGCUGCACGUUCCCAUCGAUUAGCUCAACAAAAUGCAAGAUCAACAAUGAAUAGAACUCGCAGGCAGCACAACUUAUUGAAUUCUGCUUUUGCUUAUGACUUUAACCUUGACUAUUUUGUACUAAAUGAUAUUGAUAUUGGUAGAAUGGAUGAAAUAUGCAACCAAUGCCAAGCAAUGAAAUGGAAGGCUGAAGCUCCUGGUCUGUGUUGUAGUGGUGGCAAAAUUAAUAUACCUAAAAUCCCCGAACCAACAUCAGUUUUAAAAGAACUGAUAUCAGGAUCACAUCCUUCAUCAAAACAUUUCUUGAACCAUUCAAGGCAAUAUAAUACAAUUUUUCAGAUGACUUCAUUUGGAGCCAAAGAAAUUCGAGAGGGGAACUUUAUGCCCACAUUUAAAGUCCAAGGGCAAGUUUACCAUGUGAUCGGUAAUUUACUUCCGGCUGAAGGUGCACAACCAGAGUAUUUGCAAAUAUAUUUUGUUUCUCAUGCAGAUCAGGUAUCCUUGCGUUCAAAUUUAAACCCGUCCUUACAAAUUGAUCUUAUCGAUGCGCUACAAAAAUAUCUUCACGAAAAUAAUACGUAUAUUCAAAGUUUUAAAUACAAUCUCGAAAAUAGACCAUUGAGUGAUUUAAAACUUAUCAUCCAUGCUGAUGUAAAACCUGCCAACGAUCAUCGAGGUCGAUAUAAUGUGCCAAUAGUAGAUGAAGUAGCUGUUCUUUUGGUAGACGAGGAUAAAGGUCCCCGAGAUAUUGUGUUGAAUGCGAGAGAUGGUCAACUUAAACGAGUUUCUGAGCUUCACAGAUCAUACGACCCACUUCAAUAUCCCUUACUGUUUCCAUCUGGCAAUGACGGGUACUGCAUAAAUAUUGCACAACAUAAUGCUGCUGCUAGAUCUAAAACUGUAUCAUGUAUGCAGUUUUAUGCCUUUAGGCUCAUGGUGAGAAUAGAUGAUUUUAACAGUUUACAUUAUUUCAAAGGAUUACUUAACCAAUAUUGUGUUGAUAUGGCGGCAAAAAUGAUAUCUGAGAGGCUUGAUUUCAUCAAAAGAAAUCAAAAAAAGUUGCGGGCUGAGGACUACAUCCAUUUAAGAGAUGCCGUUACCAAUGAUGGCAAUAUAGACGCUUUUAAUAUUGGCCAGCAUGUUAUAUUGCCAUCGUCAUUUACAGGAUCUCCAAGAUACAUGAACGAAAAAAGUCAAGAUGCCAUGACUUACGUCAGAAAGUUUGGAAGACCAGAUCUCUUUGUUACAUUCACAUGUAACCCUGAAUGGGCAGAAAUAAGAAACGAAUUAUUACCCGGUCAAAAAUCGUACGACAGACAUGAUUUGGUUUCUAGAGUAUUUAAUUUGAAACUAAAGAAAAUUAUAGGUCUAUUGACAAAGAAACAUAUCUUUGGACCAACUCAAGCUUUUGUUUAUACCGUUGAAUGGCAAAAAAGAGGUUUACCUCACGCUCAUAUUUUGUUAUGGCUAGCAAAUAAAUUACAGCCGGAUUCUGUAGAUGACAUAAUAUCGGCUGAAAUACCUGACUUACAACAAGAUCCCAUGCUUCAUAACAUCGUCAUAAAAAACAUGAUACAUGGCCCAUGUGGAUUUCAUAACCCUACGUCACCAUGUAUGAAAGAAAACUUUUGUUCUAAAAAGUACCCCAGGUCUUUUAUUUCUGAAACACAAACUGGUGAUGACGGUUACCCAACUUACAGGCGCAGAUCUCCAGAUAAUGGUGGAAACAUGGGAAUUGUUCGUGUCAAAGGAACAGAUAUGAGCGUGGAUAAUAGUUGGGUGGUUCCUUAUAAUCCGGUCCUUUCACGAAGUUUCAAUGCACAUAUCAACGUAGAAUUUUGUCAAUCGGUCAAAGCUAUAAAAUAUAUUUGUAAAUAUAUUCAUAAAGGUUCUGAUCAAGCUACAUUUCCUUUACAAAAUAUUAACGAUGAAGUAGAAAAAUACCUAAAUGGUCGCUAUAUUAGUUCAUCUGAAGCGUUUUGGAGAAUUUUCCAAUUCUCUAUUCAUGAACGCUUCCCGGCAGUUAUUCAUUUAGCAGUUCACUUGGCAAACGGACAAAGAAUUUAUUUUAAUAAUGAAAAUCUCCAAGAUAGGGUCAAUAAUCCUCCUUCGACAACGCUUACAGCGUUUUUCGAUCUGUGCAGAGUAGAUGUAUUUGCAAAAACUCUUUUAUAUCAAGAAGUACCUCAAUAUUACACAUGGGAAAGAAAUAAAUUUUCUAGAAGAAAACGAGGGCAAGACGUUAAUGGAUUCCCAGGUGUAAAAAAAGAUACAGCUUUGGGUCGUGUGUACAAUAUUCAUCCGACUCAAACUGAAUGCUUUUAUUUGAGAAUGUUAUUGCAACAUGUUCGCGGUCCAACGUCAUUUGAAGAUCUUCGAACCGUCAACGGUAUUAUUUUACAGACGUAUCAAGGCGCCUGCAAGAGAUUAGGUUUACUGGAAGGAGAUCAUCAUUGGGAAAAUACUAUAUCAGACGCUGUUUUAUCAGAGUCAGCCACAAAGUUAAGAGAAUUAUUUGCCAUCAUCCUCAUAUUUUGUCAGCCAUCUGACCCUUUCGAGAUAUGGAGUAAAUUUCGUAAUGAUUUGUGUGAAGAUAUAUUAAAUAGAAAUCGUAAUGACCGACAGGAUAUGACAUUACAAUUUAAUGAUAAUAUAUACAAUGAAGGGCUUAUGAUAAUUGAAGAUAAGAUUCAUGAGAUGUGUGAUAAAUCCUUAACCGAUUUUGGACUUCCAGCGUCCAAUAGAAAUAAUUCAAAUAGUAAUAUGGAUCCAUUAGAAGAAGCAUUGCGAAAACCGUAUGAUUUAAAUAAAUUAAGUGAUUAUAUUUCUGAAAACGAACCUAAGUUAGUAGAUGAGCAGCUGACUGCUUAUAAUUGUGUUUUGAACAGUGUUCAUUUAAAUGAAGGGAAGAUAUUUUUUUUGGAUGCCCCUGGUGGAACCGGCAAAACUUUUGUUACCAAUUUAAUAUUAGCUAAAGUUAGAUCUCAAGAUAAAAUAGCUUUGGCCGUAGCUUCGUCGGGCAUCGCUGCAACGCUACUAGCGGGUGGACGCACCGCUCAUUCAACUUUUAAACUGCCUUUGACUAUUUCCUUGCAGAAAGAUAGCGUGUGUUCGAUCCGUAAAAAUGGGCCUUUGGGAAAAGUUUUGCAAGAUAUCAGUCUAAUAAUAUGGGAUGAAUGUACUAUGAUCCAUAGAGCUCAUGUAGAGGCUUUAGAUAGAACUCUUAGAGAUAUUAGAAGCACUAACAAACUCAUGGGUGGAAUCACUGUCAUGUUUGCUGGGGAUUUUCGCCAAACAUUACCGGUGAUAGUUAGGGGAACCAGAGCUGACAUUGUGAAGUCUUGCUUAAAAAGUUCCCCAUUAUGGAAGUUCGUUCAUACCAUAAAAUUAUUUACUAAUAUGAGAGCACAUUUGGGUGGAGGUAAUAUAAAUUUUCCUUCAAAGUUACUUUCAAUAGGAGACGGGAAAGUUCCUCAUUCCAAUACUAAAAUUGAAAUUGAUCUUGAUUUAGGUGAGAAAGUUACCAACAUUGAAGAACUAAUCUCCAAAGUCUAUCACGAUGUAGUUCAUAUAGACCAAAAAGACUAUCAAUGGAUGUGUCAAAGGGCAAUAUUGGCAGCUAGAAAUAGUAGCGUUGACGACAUCAAUAACAAAAUACUAAAUAAACUUCCAGGAGAUAGCGUGAACUACAUGUCCAUUGAUAACGUAAUGGAUCAAGAGGAUGCGGUACAUUACCCACAAGAAUUUUUAAAUUCUCUAAAUCCAAGUGGCCUUCCCCCACAUUCACUCAAAUUAAAAACUGGCACUCCAAUCGUGUUGCUAAGAAACUUGAAACCACCAAAUUUAUGCAACGGAACCAGACUCCAAGUAAAAUUUCUUCGCAAUAACGUGAUUGGUGCUACAGUUUUGACUGGUCCAGCAGUAGGGCAGACAGUGCUGAUACCUCGCAUCCCUAUGAUACCAACGGAUUUGCCUUUCAACUUUAAAAGAAUUCAAUUUCCGGUGAAGGUAUCGUUUGCGGUAACAAUUAAUAAGGCCCAGGGGCAAACAUUUAAACACGUAGGAAUAGAUUUACGGCAAGAGUGUUUUUCGCACGGGCAACUAUAUGUUGCCCUAUCGAGAUCUGGUUCUGGUGAAAAUCAAUAUCUACUUCUGCCGGAAGAAAACAAAACUAAAAAUAUAGUGUACGCAGAAGUUCUUUAAAAUAACCGUAGUUUCGUUUUUUAAUAACCUACAAUCUACACGAUACCACACUAUCACAACACACUAAUAUUCUAAAGGCGAAAGUUUGUGUAUGUGUGUAAUUAACUAUGUUCCUCCUUUACGCUGCGGCUACUGAAGUGAUUUGGCUGAAAUUUGGAAUGUAAAUAGAUUUUACUCUGGAUAUAUAUAGGAUAUACUUUUAUCCCGCUAAAAUUCAUGGUUCCUACGGGUUUCGUGAAAAAGUGGAUUCCACGCGGACGAAUACUUUUAUAGAGCUGAAUUUAAAUCUAUACUUUUAAUAAAUCUGUAGAAAGGUAAAUUCUGUACAUGAAAUUGUUCAUGUAAUUGUACAUAUAUUUCCAAAAUAACUAUCAGGGGCUGAUUAGUGAUCGACACUGAUGCCAAAAAUACAAUCAGUAAAAUUUUUGUCUGUCUGUCUGUAUGUUCGUUAUAGAAACAAAAACUGCUCGACGGAUUUUAACGAAACUUGGUACAAUUUUUCUUCAUACUUCUGGGCAGGUUAUAGUAUACUUUUCAUCAAGCUACGAUAAAUAGGAGCAGAGCAUUGAAGGGAAAUGUUGGAAAAACGGGAGAAGUUACUCCAUUUUUUAAGUAACCGUCGCGUGUGCAGCCUUAAUGGGUAGGGUUGGGUAGGGUAGGGGUAGGGCAGGGGCAGAAACUUGAAAGUUUACAUUGACUUCCACGCGGACGAAGUCGCGGGCGUC